CUGCGUCAGCAGGCGUUUGGUGUGUUGCGACACCACGGACCCGAGCACAUGGGGGUUGGACCCUCCCGCGUCUAACCGUGCGCGGCUUAGCCGUGUCCGGGGAAAAGGGGAUCCUGGAGGUUGAGCCGAAGCCGGGAUUUGGACCUUUAUGGCCCCCCGGCGGAGGCAACACACCUCUUUGGCCUCGGCUUCACGUAGACGGCACCCCCGGACUGACCCACCCGGGGGAAAUCGGUAGUUGCCUUUUCCUGUCUCUCUCUCUCUCGAACCUUCGCCUUUCUGUCUCUCUUUGCAUCUCUCCUGUCUUCUUUUCACUUCCUUUUACUUCCAAUUUUCCAGGCAGCAAGGGUUAACCUGGUGUAAUUUAUCCAACCUUGGGUCUAUUAUAUUAGGUUAUAGUGGCUAUGUACAGCUGGCGUCUGCGUCUCCUUCGGGUCUCGUAGCGUCCCCUUGUUGGGCUCGGUGGUGGGUGGCUGGCAUAGCUGCCGAAAUCAGUGUUACCUUUAUGGCUUUUUCGUCAUUUCCCCCACUCCUUGAUCGCCCUCAUAAACGAGGGCGCACCGAAGAAGUUUUCAAGUUUUUUGGCCACCAAGUAGAUAACUUUCCACGAUUUCACGUGAUACACUCAGAGAAAACUGAAAAGUCAGCAAGAAUCAUCUCACCUUUCCUGGUUGCGAAAUCACUGAUUGAAACUUUUGGCCCAGGUUACAAAGUCUCCAAGUUGGCAAGCGGGGAUCUACUUCUUGAACUCCGCGAUAAAAUGCAAUAUGAAAAGCUACCUAAACUUGUGUCUUUCGGGGCCAUUCCUGUGAGUGUCACCCCCCACCGUUCUAUGAACACCAUUCGUGGUGUCAUCUCCGAUGAUGAUCUAAUGGAGCUUACUGAGACUGAACUUUUGGAGGGAUGGAGUGACCAGAAUGUCAUCAAUGUGAAAAGAAUUAAGAUGAGACGUGAUGGUAAAGAGAUUCAAACAAAGCAUCUAAUCCUAACAUUCGGCUCAAGUGUGCUUCCCGAGAUUAUCGAGACAGGCUAUGUAAAGAUCCGAGUCAGGCCCUAUAUCCCGAAUCCCCUCCGCUGCUUCAAAUGCCAGAGGUUUGGCCACAGUUCUCAGAACUGCCGAGGCCGAAUAACCUGUGCCAAAUGUGCUGAUGAACAUCCGUCUGAAUCUUGUGAGAACGCGCCACACUGUGUAAACUGUGAUGGGGAGCACGCCGCGUACUCGCGGUCCUGUCCAUCUUGGAAGAAGGAGAAGGAGAUCGUAACGAUCAAAGUCAAAGAGAACAUAUCAUUCAGAGAAGCACGAAGGCGGGUUUCCUACCUGCCGAAGAAUAGCUUUGCCGAAGUGGCGCGUCAGGGGGCAGCGCCACAACGGCCUCUGGCGGCUGCCCGGCCCGCACACAGUGAGCCGGCGGUGACGCCAUCCGCCCCCUCGGCGGCUGCAGCUAGCGCUGCGCCGCCAUCCCAGAAAAAGGGGCCAUCGACCUCCGGGCUGGUGGCCUCAAGGGUCUCGUCUCUUGAGACGAGGCCUCCACGUCCAACACAGCGCUUGCAAGAGCGCGUGUCCAGCGCCCUGCAAGAGGCGAUGGACACAACAACCAGCCAGACGGCGCCAUCAGUUGAACGCAUCGUCAGCGAUCCCCUUCAGCACGCGGCUAACCUUGUCUGA
Messenger RNA from Dermacentor silvarum, 1666 nucleotides. RefSeq lists its product as uncharacterized. The record is from RefSeq and is a predicted model, not a curated record. Gene Ontology annotation, molecular function: nucleic acid binding; zinc ion binding. The transcript has 3 exons. Bases 506 to 1666 code for a protein of 386 amino acids. NCBI's taxonomy places the organism in Eukaryota, Metazoa, Arthropoda, Arachnida, Ixodida, Ixodidae.